Molecule: messenger RNA, 1965 nt
Organism: Alternaria atra
Lineage: Eukaryota; Fungi; Ascomycota; Dothideomycetes; Pleosporales; Pleosporaceae
Exons: 3
Coding region: 1-1965 (654 amino acids)
Source: RefSeq, a predicted model, not a curated record
AUGAAGCUCAGUACCUGCAUGCCGUUGGUGGCCUUUCUGACGCUCGUUGCUGCCGAGCAGUCGCCAUUGAACUUUCCACAGCACGUGCGGCCUCGACAGUAUGCACCGCCACCGCCAUACUCUCCUCCUUAUCCGACUUCAAGCAGCAGCGGUACUAGCAUGUCAUACACAUACUCCACUGGUACUGGCAUCUCGCUCUCCACUGAUAUUCCUCCUGUUCCAACGUCCUCGUUGUCAGCGAAUUCCACAGCACCAGAGCCCUCCACAAUCGUCUACACCAGUACUAUUGUCAUCACGUCGGUUGUUGUCCCACCGACAUCUGAAACUUCGCCAGGAGACUCUACAUCUACCGCGGCUACAGCGAGUAGCUGGGGUAGCAGCUCUUCAUCAAUGAGCAUCCCUCUUUCGACUGGAACCCAUUCUUCCGGAUCCGGGUACUACCCAUCUUUGCCACCCCACGAUACAUCCGCACCUUACGGCAACAGCACCGGCACGGCUUCGUCUACUUGGGGCACGGGUACCGCGCCAGGGUCUUCAAUACCCUCUUUGACCUCCACAGCUAGUACCAACUCGACAAGUUCACAGAGUUCCUAUGUUUCGAGACCAUCGACAACCAUAGAAGGGCCAAGUACGAACGUGACUGUCAUUACUUCCGUCAUCGCUUCCACCACUGUCAUCACCAUUCCCCCUCCAUACCCUUCUAAUGGAACCGUGACCGACACGAGCACUAAUCCCACCGCAACAUUUAGCGGUAACAGUACUACUUCUGGAAUUGCCACGUCCUCCGGUUACUAUGUUCCACCUGGCCACGCCACCAGCAGCGGCAGCAAUCCUACUGAAACCGAUACCGUUUACUCGUCGACCAUCGAUAUAUCAACCAUAUCCUGGAUUACCUUCACGUCCGAAGAGUCAUACACUACGACUAAGACACCCACAUUGAAGACUGGUGAUUCAGUAUCAUCGUCAACUUCGGCUUCGACGUCAUCUAGAAGCUCAAGAAUCAGCCGGAGUCGUACCUCCACACACGAUUGGUCUCGAACUCACACCAUGUCCAGGUAUUCCACCACUGACUCGGCCUCAUACACUCCAAGUACUUCCGAAGAGACCUCGUCAGCCAGCAGUUUGUCUAGUGUGGAAUCUUACACACCAUCAUAUACACCAUCGCCUACAGAGGAUACCAGCAGUGUACAUAGUGCGUCCGAGACCGGGUCUGCUUCAUCGACGUUGUCGAGAUCGUACAGCUACUCACUCAGCUCGAUUGUGACAGACUCUUUCACUCCUACACCAUCUGAUGCCACAACAUAUCCUGAGCCAACGCCGACAACGGAAAGCUACUCAUACUGGACAACCGCGUCGUCCGGCGAGUCUUCCAGUGACUCUGAGACCCCAUCAUAUACUGAGUCGAUCAGCUCUAGCACUAGCACUUUCGUGCUUCCUUCCGAGACGUCUUCAUCCAUACCUUCAACUUCUUCUAGUAACGAGUCCAGCUCCGAGACUUCCACCGUCAGCAGUACCGAGAGCUCCUUCACGUCUUUAGUGUCUGAAAGCUCCUCCAGCUCAACUAGUAUCGUAGUCAGCUCCACCAGCACCGACGCUACCGCUACCUCUUUCCCUGUAGGGUCUUCUACCGCUACUUCCUCAGGCUACUCUUACUGGACCCCACCCGUUAGCUCAGCAACCAACACCGAUGCUACCGCUACUUCCUUCCCUGUAGACUCGAGCACUGACAUCACGAGCGCAACAGGAAGUCUCACACAGACAACUUUUGAGACGAGUGUGAGUUCGACCAAGAGCGGGUACGCGCUGCCGCCUGUGGAGACGUACGAAAUGCAGGGUGACAAGGUGAAGAGAGGCAUGGUGAGACUCUCUGCUGCUGCUAUUCGAUGCACAAAAGAACAAGCGCUAACUACUUCCGCAGAUGGGUAUGUGGUUUAUGUGAGGACCAAGGUUCCGAUUACGCAGUGA